AUGACUUGUGGUAUCUCCUGUGUAGACAAUGCGCUAAAUAGAUCCUUCUACAAGCUGGGCCUCUUCAUCGGAAGGCAUCCAGGCUACUUUCUGAUUGUGCCAGUCCUGCUGGCUCUGCUGUGUAUGACCGGCUAUCAACAGAUCAAAUAUGAAAUCGACCCGGAGUAUUUGUUCUCGCCGAUCCGCGGCGAGGGCAAAUCGGAACGUGCCAUCGUCGAGAGCUACUUCAAGGUCAACUAUACGCACCGUUUCAACGUUGGACGAAUUACACGGCCGGGACGUUUCGGCCGAGUAAUUGUGAUUUCGAAGGACGAAAGCAACAAAAACCUCUUACGAAGCGAAGUCUGGCAGGAGCUGCGACUGUUGGACGGAAUUAUCCAAAAUGCGACAGUCCAGUACGAUGGGGAAACCUUCACCUACCGCGAGGCCUGCGCCCGGUGGGAAAACGAAUGCUUCACGAAUGACAUUCUCAACCUGGAUAAAAUCAUCGAUGAGGUUGAAGCGGGUGAUUUAAAUCUUACGUUUCCAGUCAUGUUCAAUCCCGUCACGUGGGACGCGCAUGUGUUUCCGGUGUUCUUCGGCGGGACGCAGGUGUCGGAGGAUAACAUUAUCAUUUCGGUGCCAUCGCUGCAGCUAGUGUACUUUGUGACGGCCGACUCGAAGCGCCAGGAUGCACGGGGCGCCGCCUGGGAGGAAGCGUUCCUGGAGGCCGUCGGCUAUGCAGAGGACAACGGCGUGUUCAAGCACAUCUCCGUGGCUCGCUUCGCCUCGCGUACCCUCGACCACGAGCUGGAGCGAAACACGCGAACGGUGAUACCGUACUUCAGCUCGACGUUCGUCCUAAUGAUACUGUUUAGCGUGGUGACCUGCAUGAUGGGCGACGUGGUGCGUUCCAAGCCAUGGCUCGGCCUGAUGGGCAACAUCUCAGCGGUGAUGGCAACGUGCGCUGCCUUCGGACUGGCCAUGUACCUGGGCAUCGAGUUCAUCGGAAUCAAUUUGGCGGCACCGUUUCUUAUGAUUGGUAUCGGUAUUGACGACACAUUCGUGAUGCUCGCCGCCUGGCGACGCACGUCGGUGAAGCUGUCGGUGCCGGAGCGCAUGGGCCACACGAUGUCCGAGGCGGCCGUGUCCAUCACCAUCACCUCGCUGACCGAUAUGAUCUCGUUCUGGAUCGGCAUCCUCAGCCCGUUCCCGUCGGUGCAGAUCUUCUGCGCGUACAGCGGAUUCGCCGUCUGCUUCACUUACCUCUGGCACAUCACGUUCUUCGCCGGCUGCAUGGCCGUGUCCGGUCACUGCGAGUUCAAAAAUCUGCAUGCCAUCUUCGGAUACAAGGUUCUACCGGAAUCGGUUGCUAUAAAAGAAAAACGAUCAUGGCUGUAUCGGAAGUUGAACACCGGCGGAAUCAACCGGGACGAUCCGGAUAAUCCGAUCGACAACAAGGAGCACGCGCUGAUGGCGUUCUUCCGCGAAACGAUGGCACGCAUACUGAACAAGGGCUGGACGAAAACCAUCAUUCUGGUCAUCUUUGCCGCCUACCUUGGCGGGGCCUGCUUCGGGCUGACGAAGAUCAAGGAGGGCCUGGAGCGCCGCAAGCUGUCCAAGGCCGACUCGUACUCGGUGAAGUUCUUCGACCUGGAGGACGAGUACUACCGCGAGUUCCCGUACCGGAUCCAGGUGAUCGUGACCGGCGAUCAGAACUAUUCCGAUCCACACACGCAGAUGCAGAUCGAGGAGUUGAUGCAGUCGCUCGAGAACACCUCGUACGUCACGUCACCGCUCUACAGCGAGUCCUGGCUUCGAUCGUUCAUAUCGUACGUGGAUCGCAACAAUGACUACCUCAACCUGACGCUGGACAGCGAGCAGGCAUUCAUCGACGCACUACGAGAGAUUUGGCUCUUCCCGGCGAAUCCGUUCUCGCUAGAUGUCAAGUUCAACGAAGCCGGCACGAAGAUACUCGCCUCGCGCUUCAUGAUACAGGCGGUCAACAUUACGGACACGAACCACGAGAAGGUGAUGGUCAAGGAUUUGCGGCAGAUCUGCAAGGAUUCGCCUCUGAACGCCACUGUCUUCCAUCCCUACUUUGUGUUCUUCGAUCAGUUUGAGCUCGUGCGGCCAACCUCGAUCCAGUCGAUGAUCGUCGGAGCGCUGAUUAUGAUGCUGAUAUCGUUCAUCUUCAUACCGAACUUCCUGUGCUCGCUCUGGGUUGCGUUCUCGAUCAUCUCCAUCGAGCUAGGUGUCGCAGGCUAUAUGGCCCUGUGGGACGUGAACCUGGACUCGAUCUCCAUGAUCAACCUCAUCAUGUGCAUCGGCUUUUCGGUGGACUUUACCGCGCACAUCUGCUACACGUACAUGUCUUCCAAGGCGCGCACGCCGGAUGAGCGAGUCCGCGAGGCACUCUACAGUCUCGGCAUGCCGAUCGUACAGGGUAGCACGAGCACGAUCCUCGGCGUGGUGGCGCUCCUGCUGGCGGACAGCUACAUCUUCCUCGUGUUCUUCAAGAUGGUCUUCCUGGUGAUCUUCUUCGGUGCCAUGCACGGACUGUUCUUGCUCCCGGUGUUGCUGUCCCUGUUUGGGCCGGGCUCUUGCACCUCCAACUACCAUCCGGACGACGAUCACAAACUGUCGGCGGUGGAGAAAUCCUACCCGCACCCGUACUGCAUUUCCCAUCCCCAGCUCGCCCUAACUGGAGCGUUCGGCAGUAAGAACUUCCUCGGCGCACCGUACAAGGCGUACGGUGAGGAUAAAGACCUCGGUAUCGGCACAUCCGGCGAGGACUCGAGCGAAAGCUCCAGCAGCAAGUCCCAGCGUCGGCAGGCGAUCGAAGACGAAAACACUCGCCGCCGGUACGAGGAGGGCUGGCGACGCUCGACGCACAAUCUCACCGGCCAAAGCCAGUUCCAGCCAAUGCUGGAUCUGUACGGCCAGGAAGCGCUGUGGACCAAGACGGCCAGCAAAGUGCCUCCGCUGAAAGUGGCCAACGGCCGGUACGGCUACGACGACAUGCUGCUGAACGUGGCCCAAGGCCAAACGACGACGGCUACUCGGAAGCAGCGCUCAGCAGACCUGGAGCACGACCGCCCGGAAGACCAUCGGCGCGAUCGCCGGAGGUCGGCCGAGGACGAGCGGUACAAGUCGCGCUACGAAGACAACCGGACGUUCGUUGACGACGAAAUGUUGGACGAUACCGACUACCAGCACACGAACCGCUACUACGUCUACGACACCAGCCACGUGAAGCGGCUCUCGAACGACAGCAGCGCCGCCGGCAGCAGCAACAGUGGCCAUACCCACAACCACAACACUGGGGGCGGCCAUCACGUAGCACAGGGCGGUGGUCCUUCCAGCGACCAGCACAACAUGGUCGUCCCCAACAGACGAAAGUUCUCGGACGAGAGCGACAAUCGGGGCCGACGCCACAGUGACGAACGGCGCCCACGAAAGUUUUCCCCACCGGAAGGCAUCUACAAGCAGAACCCGCACCGUUCGUCCUCCCAGCACAACCUGUACUAUCCCCGGCAACCGCCGCAGCGGACCGCCUCCCAGAGCAGCCUACACCAACUGCGACACAUGGGCGACAUGAGAUUUCCUUGACGACCCUUGCCCUGACCCAAUCCUGAACGUUACCAACCAUUCUAGAAUGAACUGAUUGUCUGUAAACUCUGUACGUAAACUAAUUGAACGAGUCCCCCAAAAAAGCAGUAUGUGUGUUAGCGAAUGUAUGUAAGAGCAAAAAGAGAGAGAAAGAGAAAGAAAGAGAGAGAAAAAGCGAAAGGGCGUCUGAAGCGUACGAAGGACGGAAUGUAUGUAUAGUUAAGCUAAAAAAUAGGUGCAAAUCACAGAAAAGUUAAUUCUGAUGCAGUUACACCUGACCCGCACAAAAGACUAAGUUCAUGCUUACUAUUUCAUCGCAACUCUUUUGUAUUUAGAUUCCAUACAUACUUCAUCACUUUAGUUUUGUUUUAUCAUUAAGGGAUUGGUGUUCGCAUAACCUAACAUCAUAGAGGAUGGUCUUACACCCCGCUUUUCCAAAGUCCAUGACCCCGUCUUUUCGCAUCGAUAAUUUCUUCUCAUCGUGGUUUUCCAGAUAACGUACUUCUUCCUAGUGAGUGAACAAACGCAUCGGUACGACUUGCAUCGUUCCCGUUUAUAAAUAUUUAACUUAAGAUUUUUUAUCUUCCCCCCCUCCCGCGAGAAUCUAAGUUUAUGGAAUAGAGCUCCACUUUGCCUGUGAGAUUUGUGUACAGGAGUGAUAUUGUAACGCGAAUAUACAUGAUAGUAAAUGGCUUUCGCGUGUGGACACGCAUGAUGACUAGAGUUAAGAAUCCUCUAUAAUAAUAACGUUUGCAAGCGAAACCCAACACUCUUUAGAUGAGUGUAGUGGAAUGGCUAUGGUGAUGUUUCAUUGCUUCUGCGUAAAACUUAUAUGCUGUGGAGAUUCAUGAGAAUUACAUCUUUCUGGUGCCCAUGUGUAAAUUAUAAUAUUGUAUAGUCGAGGCAGUGGUUUCUGUAGCCGCAGCUGCCAGUAUACACCAACGGUCCAACGUAUAGCCGUUUAAAACAGUGCUUCCAUUCGGCUGGUUCACGAUACCUUAUACUACUAUCCUACAGCUUUUUCCGGAAGUUUUUCGAGUGUACUAAGGGGUGGUUUCCUGUUAGCUUUAAGGGACACAUUUUCAAAUCCACUGUGUAAGAUAUAUAACAACAAAUGAAAAAGAAACAGAAAAUGUAGCAAGAAUUCGAUUUUGAAAAACGUCUGUUUGUUUUAAAGGUCGAAUGGAAGGCAGACGAAUUUCAGCUGUAGUGAUGAUGCCGCUCGAAUAAAAUCACGAUCAAGUGAUCGCACGUGGAACGCACGUUCUUACACCCGUUUGUCUUUGGUCUAACUACCGUGGUCUUGGUCAAAAGCAACGGCUUAGAGAACCGAUUCGAAUAAA
Messenger RNA from Anopheles coustani, 4934 nucleotides. RefSeq names its product patched domain-containing protein 3 (gene Ptr). Lineage: Eukaryota; Metazoa; Arthropoda; Insecta; Diptera; Culicidae. Gene Ontology annotation, cellular component: cytoplasmic vesicle membrane; plasma membrane. The record is from RefSeq and is a predicted model, not a curated record. The coding region runs from base 1 to 3591 and encodes 1196 amino acids. The transcript has 8 exons.